Harpegnathos saltator (Jerdon's jumping ant) is the source of this 4205-nucleotide messenger RNA. Its product is annotated as probable phosphorylase b kinase regulatory subunit beta. Lineage: Eukaryota; Metazoa; Arthropoda; Insecta; Hymenoptera; Formicidae. The transcript has 18 exons. Gene Ontology annotation, molecular function: calmodulin binding. The coding region runs from base 273 to 3602 and encodes 1109 amino acids. Gene Ontology annotation, cellular component: phosphorylase kinase complex. Gene Ontology annotation, biological process: glycogen metabolic process. The record is from RefSeq and is a predicted model, not a curated record.
UUCUAUGAUUUGCAUGAUUGUUUAUUUUUAACUAACUGAGAAGAUGUAAGGACGUGUCAAACUGAAUUUAACAAGUAAAAUGAUAUUUUGUUCAAUUACUUGGGUAAAAUAUUAAUCGUGAAAUUUAGUACUGUGUAUAUACAAAUUCAUAAAGUGUUUCGAUUUCAUUCUGCAUCGAUACACACACAAUUGUGCACAAUUGCACAAUACACAAGUGUCUAUUUGUACGUGUCAGAGAUCACACCAAAAGUAACACGUAUAUUUUAAAUGAGAUGGCUGUUUUAUUGGCAUCGUUACCUAGCGCAAAAAGGACCACGCAAAUCAGAAAUUUGCGGCAAGGCAGUGUUAUAGAUCUGGAUGCUGAUACGUUUCUCAAGAUAUCCAAUUAUGAGGACACUGUUAAACAAUUGGACAUAUACUAUGGAAUAGUCAAGAGACAAUUAUUGCGUUAUCAGAGUUGCAUAACGGGUCUAUUUCCGCAGAUCACAACUGACAAAAAGGUUGGUAGCGUACGCGAAAGUAUAUAUUGCGCUGCUGCGAUAUGGAGUCUGUAUCAAGCGUACAGGCGCAUCGACGACGACCGUGGGAAGUCGUACGAACUUGGGCAGUCCGCGAUCAAAUGUAUGCGAGGUAUUCUGGAGUGUUGGGUAAAACAGUCCUCUAGAGUGGAACUCUUUAAGAGAAAUCAGUGCGAUCGUUUUGCAUUGCAUUGCAAGUUUCAUUUGGAGACAGGCGAUGAAAUUUACAAGGAUGCUGACUAUCAUCACUUGCAAAUCGAUGUUGUGUCCCUUUAUUUAAUAUUUCUGGUGCAAAUGAUCUCUUCUGGCUUGCAAAUUGUGUACACGCAAGACGAAGUGGCAUUUGUACAGAAUUUGGUGUACUAUGUCGAGAGAGCUUAUCGUACACCAGAUUAUGGUAUGUGGGAACGUGGAAGCCGAUAUAACGAUGGGACGCCUGAGAUCCAUGCCAGCUCCAUCGGAAUUGCCAAGAGUGCAUUGGAGGCGAUUAAUGGCUGUAACUUGUUUGGAGAGAAAGGUGCCUCCUGGUCAGUGAUAUAUGUCGAUAUCGAUGCUCACAAUCGUAAUCGCAGUAUCUUUGAGACUAUGCUUCCAAGAGAAUCUAGCUCUAAAAGUGUGGAUGCAGCCUUACUGCCAACAAUAUCCUUUCCCGCCUUUGCAACUCACGAGGAGGUGCUGUACAACGAGACUAAGGCGAACAUAAUCCGUAGGUUGAAAGGCAAUUAUGGCUUUAAACGAUUCGGAAGGGAUGGUUACAAAACGGUGUUGGAAGAUAAACAUCGACGGUAUUACAAAUCUGGAGAAAUCAAGGAUUUUGACAGUGUCGAGAACGAAUGGCCAUUAUUCUACAUCUUCAUGAUAAUAGACGGUGUAUUCAAGAGUCUACCGGAGCAAGUAGAGGAAUAUCAAAAUUUAUUGAAAACCAAAGUGUACAAGGAUCAAAAUGGAGAUCCGGUGAUUCCCAUGUAUUAUUACGUACCGGAAGAGUAUUUGGAAACUGAGAGAAACGAGCCGUGCAGUGUUAAUCGGCUGCCUAGCGACGAAGGGAGAGGCUACAGAGGAGCCGUGGAUCACGAAUCCACGUCGAUGUAUCUGUGGAAUCAGGCUAUGUUUGUAAUCGCGCAGCUACUUACCGCUGGUCUUUUGCAUAUCAACGAAUUGGAUCCGAUCCGUCGAUACCUACCGUCGUAUAAUCGUCCGAGACGUGCGGGACGAUAUUCCGCUUUUCAAGCAAAACCGAGUAUUGGCACUCACACCGACCUAGUGGUACAAAUAGUUUUAAUCGCAGAAUCCAUGCGACUGCAAGCUAUGAUGGCCACGUACGGCAUCCAAACACAAACACCGCACGAAGUCGAGCCUGUUCAGAUUCUAUCGUCUACCCAACUGGUGAAAGUAUACCAAAAACUAGGUGUCAAUAACAAAUUGAAUCUUCAAGGACGACCUGCGCGACCUAUAGGUUCUCUAGGUACAAGCAAGGUGUACAGAGUCUGCGGUAUGACGGUGCUUUGUUACCCUCUUAUUUUCGAAGUCUCCGAGUUUUAUCUGUACAGAGACAUGGCUUUGCUGAUUGAUGAUAUAAAAACGGAGCUGCAAUUCGUAGGCAAGUACUGGCGUCUUUCCGGUCGACCUACUGUGUGUCUUUUAAUACGGGAGGAACACAUGCGUGACCCGCAAUUUAAGAAGAUGUUGGACCUUUUCGCGAUGCUGAAGAAAGGCUACUGCGACAAGACAAAAGUACGCAUCGGCAGACUGCAAAAUCUAAUUUCAUCUUCUUGCAUUGAGCAUUUGGAUUUUGUGAAUACCAUGGAAACGGAUUUGGACCUGGCACAGUUUAAACAGCUGCAGCACGAUUAUAUAGGCUACCAAAGUCUCACGGAUGUCCCUAAAGCCUUCGCCUAUGCCGAGGAUGUCAAGGAUUAUAUUUACAUGGCAAAUGAACCUCUGAGCGACAUAUUAAACGAGAUUCGCAAUAGCGUCGGUUUGUACGCCAAGUGCCAACUGUACGGCAUCUUGAUCAAGCGAGAAGGCAUUAAUUACGAGAUUAAUGGGACAACAGUGCGCGACCAUUUGAGGGCGUUGUAUCAACAUGCUGGUUCCUUGAGAUUCUGGAUGGCUGUGCGUUAUUGUAGUAGCUUAUUAAAUCACACCGUCGACAGCAUCAGUCCAUUCAUCACGGGUGUGCUAGUUAAAGGGAAACAGAUCGCUGUAGGAGUGGUUGGACAAGAGGAAACUGUGUUUGAUAAACCAAUGACGCCGGCGGAAAUACAAUCGGUGAUGUAUUCGACGAUACAGCCGCACAACACAGUGCAAGCGGUGCUCCAGCAAGAGAUUCUACUGUAUUGCGGUCGAUUGAUCGGCACCAAUCCGGAAAUGUUCAAAGGGAUACUGAAGAUACGUAUCGGUUGGGUGCUGGAGGCGAUGAAGCUAUACUUGCAAAUGUUUGUGAAAGAUGCCAAGCCGAUCGAGAACUACAGCCCUUACGAGGUCCGGCAGUUCCUCAUCAAGGUGUUGACUGUCAAGGAAUGGGCGCACGCAGAAAAGUACGUCAAUCGACCGAAUCUGACAGUGCUGGGUCGCCGAAAGAUCGAGGGUUGCCUGUGCAGAGUACCGGCGCAUUUUUACAAUCAAGUGUGGGAAGUUUUGAUGCGCUGUCCCGGCGGUAUCAUCGUGAACGGACGAGAAUUGCCACAGCAGCCUACUGUAUCAAACAUGACUCGGUCCGAGCUUACGUUCGCCCUACUCGUAGAGUCCUUGCUGCAUCAUGUACAAUUGCCGGAAUACCGUCAAAUCGUCGUCGAGCUCCUGAGUAUCGUGUCGACUAUUCUGCUUCGAAACCCAGAAUUAAGUUUCCAGAAGCAACUGGAUCUCAGUCAGCUCGUCGAGGACAGUUUUAUCAUGUACCGCAAGGAUCACAAUCUAUUAAAUCUUGAAGACAAGUCGUCGUUCUUCUCGGCGCAUUACUCUGUCACUACCGGAUACCUCGCCAGAGCCGUGGUUAACAACGUUCUUACCGGUGGUUGCGUGACAACUAUUCUAGAUACCAACGACGCCGUUGACUCUCGAGAGAUGUGCAAGGUCACGUAACAGUAUGGAUCCUUAACUGUAGAUAAAUUUAUGAGAUUGUUAUUCAAGCAAGUAGCAAGCAAGUAUCAAGUAUGUAGAGAUGACCGUGUGUAUGCGAUAUAUAUUCGCACUGUCAUUAAUGUUAUCGCGUUCGUAUAAAUAUAAGCGCGACGAUUGCAAUGGUAUGCGCGUCAAUGGCAAUGGCAAUAUGGAUGCACAACAAUGCAAUGUUCCUGUUUCCCCGAAUACUAACGAAUACAUUUUGUAGAGACACUUUUAACACAUUCAUUCGUGCACGUACGUGUAUAAAACAUAUACGGUCUUCAUACAAAAGUCACAUUACAUUCUAAUUAUAAUUUAUAAAUUAGAACACGCAACGAACUAGAGAUCAAGAGUCAUCUUCUAGCGAAAUUCGUGUCCAUUGCUCGACCGGAACGUUGUAUGUUGUUGAUAUUGGCUUUGAUUCUGGACGCGACAGUACCGACUUCUGUCGCAACAACCAAUUGUUUCCUAUAACAAAAGCAAUUAUAUUUUAUUGCAAUUGAAGUCCAGAUUUGUUAUUCGCAUAUUUAUGCAUCUGUGUCUAUUUCUACAAGAGAAAGUAAAUGCGCAUCUAUCUGUCUA